UUCUGCAGCCCGUGCGAGACUCGCGGUCGCUCCCGCCUCUCGGUCCCCUCCUCCACUCGGCCCUCGCUCCUCCCCACCUCCGCCUCCCGUUGUUUCUCGGAACCUUUUUUGCUCCUGACCUUUCCUCGCAGGGUCAUCACCAUGUCUCUGAAAGUGCACACAAGCAACAUCACCAACAAGAAUGACCCCAAGUCCCUCAACUCUCGAGUCUUCAUUGGGAACUUAAACACAGCCAUGGUGAAGAAGGCAGAUGUAGAGACCAUCUUCUCCAAGUAUGGCCGGGUAGCUGGCUGCUCUGUGCACAAGGGCUACGCCUUCGUCCAGUACGCUAGCGAGCGCCAUGCCCGUGCCGCUGUGCUGGGCGAAAACGGGCGGGUGCUGGCAGGGCAGACUCUGGACAUCAACAUGGCUGGAGAACCUAAACCUAAUAGACCAAAAGGACUCAAGAGAGCAGCUUCUGCCUCCUAUGGCCCCAGUCCCAGCCUCAGCCUCAGCCUACUCUUGGCUGCCCGGGAGAAGGGGUUUCCGGCUCCCAGCUCAGGAGUGCAGUCAGGACCACUGUCCGAGGGAAGGCAUGUGAACCCUGGGUUCUUAGUCCCCAGAUCCACCACGGAGCCACUGUGUGGCCUGAGGCUUUUCGAGCCCCGGGGCCGGCUCUCUCCAGUCCCCAGGGUGGUUCCUGUGAAGCGACCACGGGUCACCAUUCCUCUUGUACGGCGAAUCAAAGCAACUCUACCUGUCAGACUCUUCGCCCGCUCCACCACCUCCAACAGUUCGACUAAGUUAAAGUUGAAAUGUACUGAACUGCAGACCAUCAAAACAGAACUGACCCAAAUCAAGUACAACAUUGAGGCCCUACUGGGGCGGCUGGACCAGAUCUCGGAGGAGCAGAGUCCUGGCACAGAUGGCAAGAAGAAGAGUGAUGGCAAGAAAAGUGAGGCCAUUCAGGAGGACACAGCUUCUGAGGCAGAGACACCCUUGGAAGAAUUGUUGCCUGGGGAUGAAGGUGAUGAGGCGCUGGCUCAGGAUGACUUCGAAGACUUGGACAACAGCCGAUACACAGAGCUGGAUGAACUGACUCUACAGUAAAUGCGGGAUAGGAGGGACUGCAGGCUGACCCGAGGAGGACGGUAUGAGGGCAAACCCUGACCCUGGCCCUCUGAGCCAGGCACCCAUCACCCCCCACCCCCCAGGUGCCAUCAUCCCCAACUGGGCAGCGGAGGAGAACUGUGGGUCCGACGGCUUCUACCCACCUGUCACCCAUCAGUGCCAAAUCCAGCCAGCCCCUUCUCCAGAUGGACCUGGUACCCUCAGCAGCUCACCUGGGCACCUUCCUGCUGGAGCAGAUAGCAGGAAAUCUCUCCCCCAACCUCCCACCCCUCAGCCCCUCAACUAACUGCCUUCCUUCCUGCCUGGGACUGGCUGGGCAGAGCACAGAAGCUGUAUUAUAUCCUGGACCAGGACACUGCAGGGCUUUGGGAUUUUCUAGGGGUUUGGGGAGGGCAAUCCACAAGGCGGGGACUUCACAAUGACCCUGAUAAUAAAAGAGUUUGGAUCCUGAA
Molecule: messenger RNA, 1562 nt
Organism: Monodelphis domestica (gray short-tailed opossum)
Lineage: Eukaryota; Metazoa; Chordata; Mammalia; Didelphimorphia; Didelphidae
Gene: RALY
Product: RALY heterogeneous nuclear ribonucleoprotein
Cellular component (GO): nucleus
Molecular function (GO): RNA binding
Source: RefSeq, a predicted model, not a curated record